AUGCUGCUGUUUGUGAUCAGCUUGGCCGCUUUAGUUUGCGCCGCAUCUGGCCGGCCUUCACUCAGCUACCUGGAGAAUCAUUUCAUCGCCGAUAAUGAGUCAGAGGAAGUACGCUCAGCUGCCAUCAAGAGACUUUUGGAAGUUUUUGGGAUGGAGGACCCCCCUGUUAUCCAUGCGCACAAGCAGCCACCUCAGUACAUGCUCGAUCUGUACAACACGGUUGCAGACGUGGACGGUGUGACCAGGGAUCCCUAUCUCCUGGAGGGGAAUACUGUGCGCAGUUUCUUUGACAAAUUGCACAGCGAACAGGUGGAGUACAGGUUCAACCUCUCCACGGUUGCCAGAACUGAGAAGAUUCUCACUGCAGAGCUUCAUCUUUUCAAGCUGCGACCUCAAGCAACGCUGACAUUCAACAGACACCACUUCUGCCAGGUUAGUGUUUAUCAGCUCCUCGACACCAGCAAAAACAACAACACGGAGGAGAAAAGGCUGCUAUCUUCUCGACUCAUCCCAGUCCACUCCACUGGGUGGGAAGUGUUCACCAUCACACAAGCAGUUCGCUCCUGGAUGAUAGAUGAAGGCAGUAACUUGGGGCUCCACGUGGUGGUUCGGACCCUGGGAGGAAGCCAGAUGGAUCUGAAGCUGAUCCGAUUUGCUUCAGGACGCAACCACCACCAGAGCAAACAGCCCAUGUUGGUCCUCUUUACAGACGAUGGCCGCCGCUCUACCACUCUCGAAAGCAUAGACCCAAACGAUACCACAGCCACUUCCAGCCUGCCCCAGGCCCCCAUGUCAGGCCCGCCCUCCCGGAUCGCCCGCUCCCUGGACUACAGCGAGGAGGAAGGUGUGUCCUCACCCUGCCAGCGCCAGCCUCUCUACGUCGACUUCGAGGAAAUCGGCUGGUCAGGCUGGAUUGUGUCGCCCCGGGGUUAUAACGCAUACCACUGCAAAGGCUCCUGCCCCUUCCCUCUGGGUCAGAACAUGAGGCCGACCAACCACGCCACCGUCCAGUCCAUCAUCAACGCCCUGAAGCUCAUCAAAGGCAUUGAGACGCCAUGCUGCGUGCCCGACAAGCUCUUCUCCAUCAACUUGCUCUACUUUGACGAUGACGAGAACGUGGUGCUAAAACAGUAUAAUGACAUGGUGGCAGGAAGCUGCGGCUGCCACUGA
Plectropomus leopardus (leopard coralgrouper) is the source of this 1170-nucleotide messenger RNA. It is a transcript of the gene admp, whose product is annotated as anti-dorsalizing morphogenic protein. Lineage: Eukaryota; Metazoa; Chordata; Actinopteri; Perciformes; Serranidae. Gene Ontology annotation, molecular function: growth factor activity; cytokine activity. The record is from RefSeq and is a predicted model, not a curated record. Gene Ontology annotation, cellular component: extracellular region.